This is a messenger RNA of Symbiodinium necroappetens, 657 nucleotides long. Lineage: Eukaryota; Dinophyceae; Suessiales; Symbiodiniaceae. The record is from the annotation of a GenBank genome assembly.
AUGACGAACAACGAAGAAGACAUCGACCAGAUCAACCAGAUUGCGGAUUGUGUAGGGGAGUCCCUUGGCUUUCUCAUUGGGGCCGUGCCGGUGGUUGGUGGUGUUGCGGGCCCUUUGGCCAGAUUGGGGGGCAAAAAGGCUACCAAACUGGCUUACGACUACUACUUCGCGGACACUGGCGGCGAAGAAGAUCGUGGCUAUGCGAGCCCGGGCAAAAGGGGCCCAGCAGCAACUUCCGGUGGCUAUAGCCCCAGCAAAAGCCCCACCAGAAGCCAGAAAAUGUUUCCUUCAGGGUGGCAAGUUUAUGUUUGUGAUGGACAUCACUCACAUCCUCGUCUCUACGAGGGUGUGGUGGAAGAGCCGCUGCCCCGUGAAAACAAGUAUCGUGUGUGGGUCACCAACCAUCGGAAAGAGGGAGUUGAUGAGGAAUGGACGGUCGUCCGAGACAACGUGGUGCACCGCAAGAUGUACCAGGUGAAUGAAGAGGUUUGGUGGAUGCACCGUGGACACCGUUACAAUGGUUGGGUCGAGCGUGUGGACAAGAGGCCGCAUCUCCGCUACUGCGCGAAGUACAGGACCAAGGGUGGCCAAUGGGACUAUGUGGACCUUGAGCCAGAUGACCUGCGGCUUCGGCGUGUGAGCGGCAAGUACCGCUGA